UGGAUUCUUGUAAUUCGGUCAUCUCGAAAUACUAAUACUACGAUUACAAUUAAUUACAACAAAUUGGCGUCGCGAUGGAACUAAAUAACCUGGGAAAAUUUCUUGUAAAUGGUUCUCCGCGGGAAAUUGCUGAUUAUCUUGAAUGCUUCGAUGCGUGGUGCAUUUCAAAGAAUGUUCGGGAUGACAAAAUACCAGCACAUUUCAUUACUGCUAUUGGGCUAGAUGCAUAUAGCCUAGUGAAGACUCUGUCGUUUCCAGAUAAACCAAUUUCUCUGCCAUAUGGUAAGCUCCGUGAACUUCUGAUAGAUCAAUUCCAUAUGACUACUUUUGAGACACGAGAGAGGGCUCAUUUCAACAAACUGGUUCGUGCUCCCAAUCAGAAGAUAAGAGACUUCAUUCUUCAACUUCAAAUUCAAGCUUCAAAGUGUAACUUUGGAGAUCAGCUGCAUACUCAACUACGUGAUCGUCUAAUUGCUGGAAUCAAUAUUCCUAAGUUAGAGAAAGAGUUAAUUCAGAUUCCUUCUUGUACCUUUCAAACUGCUAAAGAUUUAUGUAUUACAUAUGAAGAUGUCAACAGUGAAUACUCUGCUCCCACUACGUCAGUAUCUGAUGUCAUGUUGUCCAAAGUCGAAAAUACAAGUGGUCAUGUCUUCCACAGGUAAUAGAAUGCAGCCAGAGAUCAAAAACAUUAAACCGUGUUUUUC
This is a messenger RNA of Trichobilharzia regenti, 704 nucleotides long. NCBI's taxonomy places the organism in Eukaryota, Metazoa, Platyhelminthes, Trematoda, Strigeidida, Schistosomatidae. The record is from the annotation of a GenBank genome assembly.